UUUGUGGAAUAGCACCAGCCUUCCAAAAUUCCAACAACCACGAUAUUCUCUUCUGUAGUUCACAAAAAUUGGCAUUUUCAAGUUUUUAUUACUGAACUUUGGAAAAACUCAAGCUUUUUCAAGGUUUAGGGUUUCAUUUCUUCUACCUUCUCUUCAUCCAAACUUCCCCUUUAUCACUCCACUCAAGGUUUAAUGGGUGUGAUUGAUUCCUGCAAUACUUAUUCUUUGUGCAAAAUUAAGUCAAAAUUUGGUGAACCCAGUUGUGGAUUUGUGGUAAAUCAGAGAAGGGUAAUUUCUAUGGCUUCUACAUUGCCUGUUAAACAGGUGAGUGAGGAGAGUGUACAGAAGUUAACUGGGGAUUCUUUUAUUAGACCCCAUCUCAGAAAAUUAUCUCCUUAUCAGCCCAUUUUGCCUUUUGAGGUUUUAUCAACACGCCUUGGUAGGAAACCUGAAGAUAUCAUCAAAUUGGAUGCUAACGAGAACCCAUAUGGUCCACCUCCAGAGGUGUUUGAAGCUCUGGGGACCAUGAAAUUUCCUUACAUAUAUCCUGAUCCAGAAAGUCGUAGAUUACGUGCUGCUCUCUCUGAAGACUCAGGCCUUGAGUCUGAUCAUAUUCUUGUAGGGUGUGGUGCUGACGAGCUAAUUGAUUUGAUCAUGCGUUGUGUGCUGGAACCUGGUGAUAAAAUAGUUGACUGCCCACCAACAUUUACAAUGUAUGAAUUUGAUGCGAAUGUGAACGGAGCCGUUGUACUUAAGGUUCCAAGAAAUGCUGAUUUUAGCUUGAACGUCGAAGAAAUUGCACGUGUUGUUGAAUUAGAGAAACCGAAAUGCAUAUUUCUAACCUCUCCAAACAAUCCAGAUGGGAGUGUCAUCAGUGAAGAAGCUCUGUUGAAGAUUCUUGAUCUUCCUGUACUGGUGGUACUGGAUGAAGCAUAUAUUGAAUUUUCAGGACAGGAAUCUCGAAUGAAAUGGGUAAAGCAACAUGAGAAUCUGAUCGUUCUUAGGACCUUUAGCAAAAGGGCUGGUUUAGCAGGCCUUCGAGUGGGAUAUGGAGCAUUUUCUUCUAGUAUUAUCAAGUACCUUUGGAGAGCAAAACAACCAUAUAAUGUAUCGGUAGCUGCUGAAAUAGCUGCUUGUGCUGCAUUGCAGAAUCCUACUUAUCUAGAAAAUGUCAAAGAGGCUUUGGUACAAGAACGUGAAAGGCUCUAUAAGCUUUUGCAGGAAGUUCCGUUUCUUAGACCUUUUCCAAGCUACUCAAACUUUAUUCUUUGCGAAGUUACCUCUGGGCUGGAUGCCAAGAAGCUCAAGGAGGACCUUGCUAAGAUGGGUGUCAUGAUCCGUCACUACAGUAAUAAGGAGCUGCAGGGUUUUGUUCGUGUAUCUGUGGGAAAACCUGAGCACACAGACGCCUUAAUGAAGUGUCUUAAACACUAUUCUUGAUUCAUGACCAUCUUAGAUUUUCAAGGGGGUACAAUAUUCUUAUCAAACUAAUUUUGUGUUUCCUCUGUAACAUCUCUGAUUCUUGAGAAUCCUGCUUGGCUCCUUUAUUCCGUCAUAUGGUCUGUUUGGAAUGGAUAUAUAUAGUAACAUGCACUCCAGGGUGAUCGUAUUCUUUUCGAAAAAGUGUUGCAUUUCAUGUUUGGAUGCUUACUUGUAUACCUAUUGAACUUAAUUAGACAAAAUUAACAAUAAACCUUUAAAUUUUGUAGGUAUCAUUGUUUGUAGCAAUUAGGUAACUAGGGAAAUAUGGUAAUGUAAGCAUGGAAGAUGUUAUCUCCACAUAACAAUUGAUCUACUCUCAGUCUAGACCUGGUUAUCGAGGAGGUUCGUGUGGGUCAAUAAAUAACAAGUCGUCUUGUUAAUGGAUCAAAAAGGUCGUAUUAUGUGGGUCGAAAAUGGAGUUGCUGUACGAACAUCAGAUGCUGGAAGAGCCGAUAGAUGACCAAGGAGACAUAAAUGAGCACCUGUAAAAAUUAGACCAUAUUGGUCACAAGUUUGGCCCUAUACCGACGCUUUGAAGAUUUUGACAUCGUAGAAAUUUGCAUUAAUCGAAAAUGGAAUUACAAACAACUGAGAUAUUGUACAAGAGAAAUGGCAAAGGUGUUCCUAACAUGUUUUGCACCCUUUAAGCCGUUGUUUUCCGAUGAAGUAGCUGUUGGGUUGUUUUCGUCAAUGGUAAUCGAUCUACAACGACUCUUAAAGUCUUUAGAAGAGAAUCCUCUUUCUCUUCGAUGGUGUAGCGAGGCGAUGGCUGUCAUUAGGAAGACUCAUACUCAUUUCCUCCUUGAUUUCAAGAGAUCUAAAGUUAUGGCUUCAUGGGAAGUUGUAUGCAUGCUUGAUGAGUAUAUGAGUGCAAGUUUGGAUCUCUUAGACUUGUGCAACUUACUUAAAUCAGCAAUUUCAGGGUUAGAUAGGUAUCGGAUGAUGAUCGAUUUCAUGGUUACAAGAUUGAAUGAUGCUACUUUUUCAACUACGAAGAAUAAGAUCGAACUUGAGAGACUUGAAAGAGAGAACUACAACAAGUUUUUCGAUGUGAAAAAAUUAAGAGAAAUGAAUCUUAAUAAGGAAAGAGUGUCCAAAGUGAAGUUGAAAACUAGGACUAAUAUGCAUGUUUUACAAGCCAUUAGGAGAACAAUGUGUAUUGUUUCUUUGUUCAUCUUUUGUUCGAUUCUUCAUCCAAUUCCAGUAAGAAUCGAUGACGGAUUUUAUGCCGGAAUGAAUUUAGAUUCAUCCUCGGAUUGUAUACAAAAACUUAUCACUUCUCUUGGUGAAAAGUUUCGAAAUGCUCAAGGAUUAAGGAAACCGGUUUUACUCGAAAAUGAGAUGAUCGAGGAUGCAUUUGCCGAGUUUAAAGGACAUGUUUCCUCUAGGGAAGUGAGUGUUGAUGAAGGAAAAAGAGCCAAAAGUUUGGAGAUAUUGAAGAAGAGCUCUAUGGCUCUCAAGGAAGGGCUAGACUUGCUUGAUUGUGAAGUGAAUGAGUUGUUUGAAAAUGUUAUCGAGGGAAGGAAAAGAGUGAUUAACUUGAUUAAUUACCAUUAAACUAUUAUUAUAAAGUUUAGAGAAUUUAAUACUAGCAAAAUAUAAUUUUUCAUUUUUGUGUUUGUGUUUGUGUGUGGAUAUGAUUGCCUAAGGAAGAGAUGAUUUCCACGCAUAUUAGCAAGGACAUCCAUUCUCUUUUAGUUUUUAUACUCGCUAUUUUACAGCUUGACUUCAUGGUUUAUUGAUGAUUACUUUAUUGAUUACUUCAUUGAUUAAUUGAUGAAUAUGUUUGAUUGA
Beta vulgaris subsp. vulgaris (sugar beet) is the source of this 3276-nucleotide messenger RNA. Its product is annotated as histidinol-phosphate aminotransferase, chloroplastic. Gene Ontology annotation, molecular function: L-histidinol-phosphate:2-oxoglutarate transaminase activity; pyridoxal phosphate binding. NCBI's taxonomy places the organism in Eukaryota, Viridiplantae, Streptophyta, Magnoliopsida, Caryophyllales, Amaranthaceae. Bases 193 to 1440 code for a protein of 415 amino acids. Gene Ontology annotation, biological process: L-histidine biosynthetic process. The transcript has 11 exons. The record is from RefSeq and is a predicted model, not a curated record.